This is a messenger RNA of Momordica charantia (bitter melon), 914 nucleotides long. RefSeq names its product putative germin-like protein 2-1. Lineage: Eukaryota; Viridiplantae; Streptophyta; Magnoliopsida; Cucurbitales; Cucurbitaceae. Gene Ontology annotation, molecular function: manganese ion binding. The record is from RefSeq and is a predicted model, not a curated record.
ACAAUUCAUUUCCCAAUAUUCUUGAGAGAAACUUCAGUUCUCACUAAUGGCUUCCUCUAAAGUACUUCUUUUUGUAGCACUUUUUGUCGCCACUUCUUCCCUUGUCCUAGCAUCCGAUCCCAGCCCUCUUCAAGAUUUCUGUGUUGCGGAUGUAAACAACACUGUGAAAGUGAACGGUUUUGUAUGCAAAGACCCCAAAGUUGUGACAGCGGAUAAUUUCUUCGCAAGAGGGCUCGAUAAAGCAGGCAACACAUCGAACCCAAAUGGGUCUAAAGUAACGGCUGUGAAUGUGAUGCAGAUUCCGGGACUCAACACGCUCGGCAUCUCUUUAGCGCGUGUGGACUACGCUCCGUGGGGCAUCAACCCACCCCACACGCACCCACGCGCCACCGAGAUCUUGACCGUCCUCGAGGGCACCCUCCUGGUCGGCUUCGUCACCUCCAACACCGAGAAUCGUCUCUUCACCAAGGUGCUUUACAAGGGCGAUGUGUUCGUUUUCCCCGUUGGUCUGAUCCACUUCCAGCAGAAUAUCGGGUACGGCCCGGCCGUGGCUCUGGCCGCUCUCAGCAGCCAGAACCCCGGCGUUAUCACCAUAGCCAAUGCAGUGUUCGGAUCCAACCCGGAUAUUCCGGCCAACAUUCUCGCCAAAGCUUUCCAAGUGGACGAGGCCACCGUCACCAAGAUCCAGGCCAACUUCUAAGGGCUUAAUUGCAAAAUUAGGCUUUUGUUUCAAUAAAAAUGUCAGCUUUUCAUCGUUUCAUUUGUUGUCUUGUCAGUCAAUUUUAGGUCAUGGUCUUGCGUUUAGAUAAUCAUUGUUUUUUCUUUUGACUGUUUUUUUCUUCCUUUUCUCAUUCGAUUGUAUUGCUUGUGGGGAUGUUUUGUUGAAUAAAAAUAUUGAUUGAUUAUUUCAUGUA